UCUUCAUUUCAGAUUUUACCUUGUAACCGGAGAAAGAGACGGAAUAACAGCAAUGAGCAGGGCCAAUGUAAACUCAGUGUUCUACGCCGAUACAUAUCAUCCAAUUCAAGCCGGAAGUAUCGACGGCACUGAUAUUGUCCCGCACGACAACGCCGUUUACCGGGCUUUGUUAUGCUCCUCCGCCGGACUCUAUGACCCCUUCGGCGACCCCAAAGUCAUCGGCGACCCUUAUUGCACGGUUUUCGUUGGCCGCCUUUCUCAUUGCACCACUGAAGAAUCACUUCGUAAGGCUAUGAGCAAAUAUGGUCGAGUGAAGAACUUGCGCUUGGUCAGGGACAUUGUAACUGGUGCCUCGCGUGGCUAUGCUUUUGUUGAAUAUGAAACUGAAAGAGAGAUGCGUCGUUCAUAUAAGGAUGCUCAUCAUUCCUAUAUUGAUGAUUCUGAAAUAAUGGUUGAUUACAAUAGACAGCAGUUGAUGCCUGGCUGGAUCCCAAGAAGGUUAGGAGGUGGCCUUGGUGGCAGGAAGGAAUCUGGACAGCUUCGGUUUGGUGGGCGUGAACGACCUUUCCGAGCUCCUUUGCAAUCAAUUCCAUUGGAUGAUUUGAAGAGGCUUGGCAUUCCUCCUCCACCAGAAGGAAGGUACAUGUCAUGUUUUCAGGUCCCAUCUCCCCCCAGAAGAAAUCGAAGCUCCAUAGACAGAGAAGAAAGUUCUCGCAUGAGGAGCUCUAUUGACAAGGAAGAACACAGCCACAGAAGCAGCUCUGCGGAGAGGGAGGAACGCUACAACAAAAGGAGCUCAAGGGGCAAGGAAGAACACACUAGUAAACAACGCUCUAAGGAGAGGGAAGAACGUUACCAUAAAGGGAGGUCUCUUGAUAGUUCAGGGCACUCCCAUAAAAAAAUCUCACUGGAAAAGGAGAAACACCACGAGAAAAGUAGCCCUCUGGACAGGGAAGAAACUCCUUACAAAAGGUCUUCGGAUUUGGAAGCUUACCCUCAUACAAGUUCUAAGGAUAGGAAAGAAGGCUCUCACAAGCGCCACAGACAUGAUAGUAGGUCUGACAGACACAAGAGAAAGAGAUCCAGAAGUCGGGAUCGCUAAUUAUUCACAGUUUGUUCUGCAUAUGUAUAUUGUUCUUUUUUUUUUUUUUCUAAUGCUGAUUAGGGGAGAAGUGGAAAAGGAAUAGUGUUAGUUAGCUUCAGCAAUCCUUGUUGUGGCUCUUAUACAAAAAAAGGCUAUUUAUUGCGGCGGGCCAAACAUUGCAUCUGGCAUGUUGAUUGAGGUAUUGCCUUGGAGGCUGAGAAGUGGAAGCUGAAUGGGGGUAGAGAGCAAAUGGUGGGGUUAUGACAAAUACAAUAUUAGUAUUGCAAUUUUGAGACUAUUUUUAUGAAUGAUGUAAAUCUGGGGGAGCAAUGUAGCACUAUAGCUGACUUGAUUUCUCAUGUUGUAACCUUUCGCUUUUUUCUAUUUUAAAACACUAAAUAAUAAAAAUACAUAUAUUUUAAUAGAAUAAA
Jatropha curcas is the source of this 1515-nucleotide messenger RNA. Its product is annotated as RNA-binding (RRM/RBD/RNP motifs) family protein. Gene Ontology annotation, molecular function: mRNA binding; snRNA binding. The record is from RefSeq and is a predicted model, not a curated record. Gene Ontology annotation, cellular component: precatalytic spliceosome. Lineage: Eukaryota; Viridiplantae; Streptophyta; Magnoliopsida; Malpighiales; Euphorbiaceae. Gene Ontology annotation, biological process: mRNA splicing, via spliceosome.